This is a messenger RNA of Papaver somniferum (opium poppy), 1646 nucleotides long. Its product is annotated as very-long-chain 3-oxoacyl-CoA reductase-like protein At1g24470. Gene Ontology annotation, molecular function: ketoreductase activity. NCBI's taxonomy places the organism in Eukaryota, Viridiplantae, Streptophyta, Magnoliopsida, Ranunculales, Papaveraceae. The record is from RefSeq and is a predicted model, not a curated record. Bases 412 to 1401 code for a protein of 329 amino acids. Gene Ontology annotation, cellular component: endoplasmic reticulum. The transcript is spliced from 3 exons.
AUUAAGAGUAAUUAGACGUUAAUAUCAAAGCCCCAGAGAUCCCUAAAAAUGAAUUGGUACAAAACGAAAUAUUUGGCAUACUUAUGAAAAACGGGGAUCACUAAAAAGUUUUAAAGAUCCAAUUGAUUGACGGUAACUGAGUUUAAAGUUUCUUUUGAUGUAGAAAAGGGGAAGAAGAUGAAUACUGAUAGAGGAGGUCGAGUAAAUACCUUGCAGUUUCAAACAAUACACGCUGUUUCGAAAUAAUGUGAAUCUUCUUUGUUGCUGUGGAAGAAUAAGUGGUUGGCUAGCUAGCGUACAUGUGAGGAAAAUAAGUCUUCAUAUACGAUCAUGCAACCCUACCAUCAUUAAAAGUGUCACACUCUUCAUGGUUUCUUAUAGUGAGAUCUAGCUCCAAUACUAACUAGAUCGAUGGAGGAAGAAAAAAGAGAGAUAAGAGAAUCCAAAUACAUGGAUGAACUAAAAACUCGACCCAUAUGGAUACUUCUUCUUUCAUUUCUAGGCCUUCUUUUUUUUCUCAAGCACACUGCAUCAAUUUUGAGAUGGUUGUUCAUCACUUUCCUCAGACCAGCCAAGAAUUUGAAGAAGUAUGGUUCAUGGGCACUCAUCACAGCGCCAACCGAAGGUAUCGGGAAAUCCUUUGCGUUUGAAUUAGCUCGAAAGGGUCUCAACUUGAUCUUAGUUGGUCGAAAUAUAAAUAAGCUACAAAAUGUCACGAGGGCAAUUCAAUCCGAAUAUCCUAACAUCCAGAUCAAGAUUGUCGUAGUCGACUUCUCAUCGAGUGAUCUUUCGGUUGGAAUUCGAAAGAUAGAGGAAGCCAUUGCUGGUCUAGACGUAGGCGUGUUGAUAAAUAAUGUGGGUAUAACGUAUCCUAGUGCUAAAUUCUUCCAUGCAGUAGAUGAAGAAAUAUGGAUGAAUAUAAUAAGAGUAAACAUAGAAGGUACCACCAGAGUUACAAUGGCGGUUCUACCGGGUAUGUUGAAAAGAAAGAAAGGUGCAAUUGUCAAUAUUGGCUCUGGUGCUGCCAUUGUUGUACCUUCACAUCCUCUUUUUGCUAUAUAUGCUGCUUCAAAAGCGUAUGUGGAUCAAUGGUCGCGAAGCAUACACGUGGAAUACAAGGAUCAAGGAAUUGAUGUCCAAUGCCAGGUUCCGUUGUACGUGGCAACAAAAAUGGUGUCGAAAGUUGCAUCUAUAGAGAAAUCUUCUCUGUUUGUACCUUCACCAGAUGCUUAUGUUCGAUCAGCAGUGCGGAGGAUUGGACAUGGAGAACCAAGAUGCACUCCUUAUUGGACCCAUUCUAUUCAAUGGUGCUUUGCAUAUUACUUCAUCCCAGAGUUUUUACUCGAUGCCUGGCGCCUCUCUAUCGGUCUUCAUAGGAUUUGUGCAACCGAGCGUCUUUGAAGUCGGAUUAUUUUUUUCUCAGACAUUUACGUGUAAGAGAUAAUGCAACAGUUUUUACAUAUGAACACAAGAUUUGAGGUAUACUUAUUUUUAGUAGAAGCUACCAUAUGAUCCUAGGAAAAGUAUAAUUGAGUUAGUUUGGUCAUGUUGACCAAAUCAACUAUGUGUUUGGUCUUUUUUUAAAAUAUAUAUAAUUGUUUGGUCCUAAAUAUUACUGUUUGUUCCUAGAAUAGACAAUACCCAGU